GCCACGUGACCCCACAAAAGAGUCAACGAGUGGAUGAGAGAGAAAUAUAGGGAGUGGGAGAGGGGGAGUUGACCAGGUGUCUGAAGAGUGAGCUACCGACCCAUCUCUCACACGCUCAAUGGCGUUGAAUUUUUUAAUAAAAUCAUGCAGACGAAAAAAAAAAAAGAUAAAAAAAGGAAUUAGGAAAAGGAAAGAAAAAUGGGGAGAAUUCCAUGCUGUGAGAAAGAAAAUGUUAAGAGAGGACAGUGGACUCCUGAAGAAGAUAAUAAGCUUUCGUCCUACAUUGCCCAGCAUGGCACUCGCAACUGGCGCCUUAUUCCCAAGAAUGCUGGUCUCCAACGAUGUGGGAAGAGCUGCAGGCUACGUUGGACUAAUUACCUGCGCCCGGACCUCAAGCAUGGCCAGUUUUCGGACAUUGAAGAGCAAACUAUUGUCAAGCUACAUUCUGUUGUUGGCAACAGGUGGUCACUGAUUGCAGCUCAAUUACCUGGUCGCACGGACAAUGACGUCAAGAAUCACUGGAACACUAAGCUGAAGAAGAAGCUAUCAGGUAUGGGAAUUGAUCCAGUCACUCACAAACCAUUUUCCCAUCUCAUGGCUGAAAUUGCCACCACUUUGGCCCCACCACAAGUUGCCCAUCUUGCUGAAGCAGCGCUCGGCUGCUUCAAAGACGAAAUGCUUCACCUUUUGACUAAGAAGCGUGUCGAUUUCCAGCUUCAACAGGCUAACAUACCACCCGGAACUUCCACAGGAACUUACAUACACGGCAAAGAAAAUGAGAGAGAUGGUACUGUUGAGAAUAUCAAACUUGGUUUGUCAAGAGCCAUUCAACAGCCUGAUCUCAUCCCCCCUUAUAAGCCUUGGAGUUCUGCUGAUUCAGCAGGGACAAGCAAUUGUUUCCCACAAUCGACAUCGGGAUUUCAAUAUGCUCCAUUGACGUUCGGCAACGAGGGGGAUGGGUCGUCGUGGAGCCAGAGUAUAUGUACGGGAAGCACGUGCACAGCAGGAGAACAGCAAGGGCAAUUGCAUGAAAUCCUUGAAGAAAAUGAAGAGGGUCUAUCAGAGGGUGGAAAAGAGAUAAGAAAUGGGACAAGUAUAUUCAGUUCAGACUCAGUGUUGUGGGAUUUACCAUGUGAUGAUCUGAUGAAUCCGAUAGUUUGAGGAAGAUGAAACCAAAGAAAUUUAAAAUGCCACAAAAAAGAGUAUCUAAAAAAUAAAUUCUAUCACAUUAAAUGAUGAAACUGUGAAUAGAGCUCACUUUAUGGGCUACAAUAAAAUACAUUCAACAAAGGGUUACAACAGUUUUUUUUUAGUUCA
Messenger RNA from Cucumis melo (muskmelon), 1317 nucleotides. Its product is annotated as transcription factor MYB80. Bases 199 to 1161 code for a protein of 320 amino acids. NCBI's taxonomy places the organism in Eukaryota, Viridiplantae, Streptophyta, Magnoliopsida, Cucurbitales, Cucurbitaceae. The transcript has 4 exons. The record is from RefSeq and is a predicted model, not a curated record.